CCCAUUAUGUGGACAAUUUAUAGCCAGAAGGUUAAAUACAAGCCUUGUUUAUAGGUACUGGAGAAGAGCACUGGCGGCCAUUUUGACAAGGAAGUAGUGUGUGAUUUUGAGACCGAUUCAAGGUUUCCCAGUGCUUGUAGCUUGUUUAUAUCCUGACCCUGUACUCAGUCCAGGCUGCAGUAUCAGCUGCCAUGCCGUUUGUGUGUAUUUUCGGUACCCGGCUGUUCGGGGCCUGCGACUACUUCACUGUGGAGGGGCGGGAGAUGUACGUGCGAACCAAGUUCUACCACUUCAACUUCAUGCCGUGUGGGGCAGAGGAGAGUUUGCUGUUCCUGCCAGACGGGCGAGCUAUCAAACUUCCCGAAGUGGUUGGCAGGUCCGUGGGGUGGGCGUGGCUUCGGUACCUGGCCUGGGUGGUCUUUAUCACCUUCAUGGGUGUGGCUGUCGUCUUCCUUACAACGGGGCUUACAGCGGUGUGGCCGUGGGCACUGGUCGCCCUGUCCGUCGUGUGUCUGGGUGUCGCCAUUUUCGUCACGGUCUACAAACCAAAAGCCAGCGAAGAGAGCAAGCAGGAGUACCUCAACAUGGUCGGCCAGAUGGUCGCCCGGCGGUACCGACGUCGGCAGAUGGCAGCUGCAGCGGCGGUUCACGGUGGUCCGGCUCACGAGGUGGUGGCCAUCGAACAGCCGCCAGCCUACCCCGGCCUGCAUAGGAACAACGUCAAUGCGACCCCCACCGGUGUAGCUGAAGCUGGUAGUAGUGGUAGUAGUGCUGCUGGUAUUCCCACUGCUGUCCCCGUGACCACUGGGUACCCCAACACUGCUGUUCCAACCACUGGGUACGCUGUCCCAACCACUGGGUACCCCAACACUGCUAUCCCAACCACUGGGCACCCCAACACUGCUGUUCCAACCACUGGGUACCCCACCACUGCUGUCCCAGCCACUGGGUACCCCGACACUGCUGUCCCAGCCACUGGGUACCCCAACACUGCUGUCCCAACCACUGGGUACCCCAACACUGCUGUCCCAAUCUUGAUCACUGGGUACCCCAAUAAUGCUGUCCCAAUCAUGAUCACUCACUACCCCAACACUGCUGUCCCAACCACUGGGCACCCUAAUAAUGUGGUUUAAAUGUAAGAUGAUGGCUGCUACUGUUUGAAAUUGAUAGCAAAAAGUAUCUGUCUGUAUCUGUAUCUGUAUCGGUAUAGCCGGUAUAACUGCCUUCGGCGUAACACACCCACUUUGCGGGCACGAACUUGGGUUGUUCCCAACAGAUAUAGAUGUAUCCGUCCGUGUAGUUAAAUAUUGGUUAAGACUCAAACAACUGGAUACUCUCACACACCCCUUACAGGUAGAUGCAUUACUCUGUCAGCAACACAAUAUGGGAAAUAGUAGUAAGAAAAGCUGGCUACACCAUGUCAAAGAAAUAAUUAACAAUGUAGGCUAUUCUUUUUUAUGGAACACCAACCACUGUACUUUAGACAACAAGAGUAUAUGUACAUUGUUGAAGAGAAGACUAACCGAUAUGUAUGUUCAAACGUUCUUUCACCAAUUGUCUGUAGAUAACGGCAAGCUAAGAUUUUACAAGACUCUCAAAUCCGACUACUCUAUGGAAAAAUACCUAUACCACAAUGAAUUUGACGAGCGAGCUGCCAUGUGUAAGAUUAGAAUAAGUGCGCAUCCACUAGAGAUAGAAAAAGGCCGCUAUAGAAAACUACCUGUGCA
Messenger RNA from Branchiostoma belcheri (Belcher's lancelet), 1727 nucleotides. RefSeq names its product RNA-binding protein 12-like. NCBI's taxonomy places the organism in Eukaryota, Metazoa, Chordata, Leptocardii, Amphioxiformes, Branchiostomatidae. The record is from RefSeq and is a predicted model, not a curated record. The transcript is spliced from 4 exons. The coding region runs from base 192 to 1133 and encodes 313 amino acids.